This is a messenger RNA of Suillus subalutaceus, 3221 nucleotides long. RefSeq names its product proline-rich protein. The transcript has 2 exons. Gene Ontology annotation, cellular component: cell tip; Golgi to plasma membrane transport vesicle. Gene Ontology annotation, molecular function: guanyl-nucleotide exchange factor activity. Bases 99 to 2990 code for a protein of 963 amino acids. The record is from RefSeq and is a predicted model, not a curated record. Gene Ontology annotation, biological process: exocytosis. NCBI's taxonomy places the organism in Eukaryota, Fungi, Basidiomycota, Agaricomycetes, Boletales, Suillaceae.
CUUAGUAUGUAGUACUUGAUCGUGUUCCUAGGCGACACCAGCAAAAUUCUUGUUUGGUCAAGUUUGACGAUCGCCGCCACGUCUUGAGCAUAUCGUCAAUGGCAUCGACAGAGCCAACGCACGAAACAGUCAUCAAUGCCGAGCCCAUCGACCAAGAACACCAAAAAGACCAAGAUGCCUCAGAUGCCCAAGCCCAAAUAAUCGUAUCCCUCCGUUCCCAAGUCACCGAUCUCUUCUCGCAAGUCACCCAGCUCAACAGCAAGCUCGUCAAGUCCUACGACCGCGUCUCCGACCUCGAAGAUCAGCUACACGAUUCUGAGAGCUCUCUGCGAAAUGCGACUGUCGCAGUCUCAUCGCUUGAGCUCGAGCGCACCCACCAUCUCGCUGCGCUCGAUACAGGGCUGCUCGUCGAGAAAGAGCAUGUCACUGCUGAGUUGAACAGGCUUAUGGAACGUGCGACGGAAGAAGCUGCCCAGCGUGGGCAAGCAGAGACGGCUAGGAGUGAUAUUGAGAAGGAACUCGAUGAUCUUAGUGCAUCGCUAUUUCACCAGGCGAACACGAUGGUCGCAGAAGCGCGAUUGGCGCGGGCCAACAGCGAACGCAAGGGGCGCGAGGCGGAGGAGGCGCUAAAGGGAGCUGAGGAAGCUGUCAAAGUGAUGCAGACCCAGAUGCAGGCUCUGCAGGCUGAUAAAGAGGAUGCUGAACGUCAGGCGGAGGAGGCGCGACUCAGUAUGACCAAGGGCAAGUGGGUUGAGCGGGACGCGGUUCAUCAGUAUCCGGGAGAUGUACGGAAAAUGCGCUUGGUGACAGUGCAUGUCCCUUACGCAGAGUUCAUUGCGUUUGUGACGCACCUUCGGGGCCUACGGGUCUCACAGGUUACUUCACCUGUUAUCUCCACACUUCUUGGUCUACCCUUCCUUGCACGGUUGCUCACGGAGGAUUCAGAACCGACCGUCCGGCUAGACCUGGCUCCUUCAUUAAACUGGCUCUCCCGGCGGUCCGUUCUAGCAGCGAUCCACACGGGGAUGCUCAUUGUUGAGCCGGUGCCAUUUUCAUCGCUUGUACAGGAGCUGUACCCCCAUUCCCCAACGAACACACCCGUUUCCAUUUCAUGUGCCCUUUGCGGUGCUGCAAUCGUACGUGCCCAAUCGCACGAAAUACCCCCAAUCUCUCCGCUUGCGUCCUUCACGCGCAGCCGCAACAAUAGCCGCCUCACGAAUGGCAACCUUUGGUUCAAGAAUGCACUUUCCAACUCCUCAUCAAGUCAUGUGGGACAUGACGCAGAUAUCGAGCAGCCCGAGCAAGUAUACGUAUUCCGUCUGGCACCUGCCACCCCUGCCCCAGCUAUCGCGCCUGUCUCUUUACCACUUCACACCUCGACGCCUUCCACCUCGACGCUGCCCAUAUCCAGGCCGUCAGCGAACCCCAUGGGGGCAACCCGUACAAACUCUGCUCAAACACAACAACCCUAUCCGUUGUGCACAUCCAAUUACUGUCUCCUGCGCCUCCGAAGUACGUGUUCCCUGUGGGCUUUCGUCCGCACAUGCGUCAUCGAGCGUAUAUGGGAGGAGGAGCCUGUUAUACCCGAUAAGAAGCCUGUGAUUUCGGUUGCGAAUGGGACAGAAAAUACCCAAGAGUCAAGUAAAAAGAACUCUUCUCCGGUUGCGAGCGAAUCUGCGAUCCCUGCUAGUGAGAAGCCUCCUGUACCUCCCCGGCGCAGGCGGCUUUGGGAGAUGGCGAGCGCGCUUGGGGAGAGGGCUGUUAGCUGGACUGAAAAUUCCAAGGAGAAGGAGAAAGAAAAAGAAAAAGAUAAGGAGAAGGAGAAGGAAAAAGACAAGGAGAAGGAGAAGGACGAGGAAAAGGAUAAGAAACUUGCGAGGAAACCUCCGCCGCCGCCGCCACCACCUGCCCACCCUUCUGUUCCCCAUCCACCUGCUCAAUCACCUCCUCCCCUGCCCAGAAGGAGUGAAGGGCGUGGCCAUUCAAUCGACACACCCGCUGCCGUUUCAAAUGAUACUGACAGAAACGCUGGUUCUGAACCUGGGACGUCCGGUUCUCAGGAAUCAUUCACCACUCCCGUUGAUGAAAUGUCCUUUGCUCGCCCAUUUUCCGCGGAUCUGUCUUCUCCGCAAACAAUAACACAGCCCCAGGCCCCGGCUUUACAGCCAGAACGCCCACCCUCCCCACACACCAUCCCCCUGCCAGAGACACCUACGUCACCUGUGUUCCGUGCCGUAUCGCCACCUCCGCGCCCACGUUCUCGUGUGGCCUCUCCAGCUCCCUUGCCUUCACGCGUCUCUUCGCCGAUACCUCAUCGUGCCAGUACACCUAUUGCUCUGAGUCGAUCGAGAGCCGGCUCACCAGCUCCCCCACGCACGGGCUCUCCGUUCUCAUCCUCUAGGGCCACUUCACCUGUACCAAAUAGUGCUCCGCCCGUCCCCAGGCGAGCUCCCGCACGAAGGGCAGUUCCUAUACCUCCCACUGCUUCACAGGUCGAAGCAAAGGAAGGAAUUCCAAUGCCUUCGGCUGAAGUUAGCAAAGAUGAGGUCCCAUCGAAAAUUGAUGCGCCUGCUUCUGAGAAGGAAGAAGAACACAAAGCGUCUUCUCCCCGUGAACAGAAAGCUGUGGCGGGCGAGGACGCUGUAGAGCCCUCCACAACCAAGCAUGACAUCACCGAAACCUCCAACCCCUUACCUGAUGCGAAUAUGAACAGACAUCCGUAUCCCGAAAAGCGAGCGUCCGCAGAUGUUUCUCCCCCCACCACGCAAGCCGUUGUUGUCAACCCAUCCUCCGAAGCUAGCCAAACCAGGCGUGCAUCUGAGGAUUCCAGCACACAUGGGAAAUCUAUCGACACAAGUAGUACAAAGCGCUCUUCUACUACCGACGAGGAAGGUUAUGCCGGUGACGCGACAUGGGAGGAUCGUACGUGGAAAGAAAUCGUACGUUUGAAAGAAGACAUGUUCUGGGCGCGCGUUGGGGGCGUGCGGUAGAGCUCGAAUCGUUUGUAAGUAGGAUAGUGUACCUACAUACUCCCGCUACUCAUCUAUUUCAUGGUAGACUAGAUUUUGUAUACCUACAUGUGCAGUUAUCUGGACUUGUUGUCGAAUUUAGGGUGGACUGGCUUGGACUACACCUCAUCAUAAUCUGUCAUGGUGCCAUGGAAUAUACGGGAGAUACUCCCAGGUAUCGUAACACCUGGUAUCUCGUCCUUCAUCAGAACA